Molecule: messenger RNA, 1716 nt
Organism: Triticum aestivum (bread wheat)
Lineage: Eukaryota; Viridiplantae; Streptophyta; Magnoliopsida; Poales; Poaceae
Product: magnesium transporter MRS2-B
Exons: 6
Coding region: 1-1566 (521 amino acids)
Biological process (GO): magnesium ion transport
Molecular function (GO): magnesium ion transmembrane transporter activity
Source: RefSeq, a predicted model, not a curated record
AUGGGCUCGCCGACAAAAAAAGAUCCAGCAGCACUUGAGCGCAUUGAACUCCACACAACCCAACUGCCAGCGCGUGCCGCAAGCCCGCAACGCGGCACGAACCGCCCUCCAAAUCCCGGAUUCCCCAGGGGCCCAUCCGCGAAAAGACCCCACAGCCGGGAGGGAGGAGCCCAUCCCAUCCCCCACCGCCGCGCCCAAACCAAUCACGCCCCUCGGCGGCGGGCGGCGCCGGCCAUGGCGGACGCCGUCAAGCAGCCGCUCCUCCACCACCAGCCCUACGCGUACCCGUCGCACGCCGCGUCGGCCUCGUCCCCCGCGCUCCCCUCCGUGCCCCACUCCGGGACCGGCACCGGCGCCGGCACCCCGGGGGGCGGGGCCGCCUCCUUCGCCGGGGGCCGCCGCUUCCCGGGCGGCCUCGACGUGCCCAACCUCAAGAAGCGCGGCGGCGGCACGCGCAGCUGGAUCCGCGUCGAGGCCGCCACGGCCUCCGUGCAGACGCUCGAGGUCGACAAGGCCACCAUGAUGCGCCGCUGCGAGCUCCCCGCCCGCGACCUCCGCCUCCUCGACCCGCUCUUCGUCUACCCCUCCACCGUCCUCGGCCGCGAGCGCGCCAUCGUCGUCAACCUCGAGCAGAUCCGCUGCGUCAUCACCGCCGACGAGGUGCUCCUCCUCAACUCCCUCGACAGCUACGUCUUCCAGUAUGCCGCCGAGCUGCAGCGCCGCCUCCUCCAGCGCGCCGAGGGCGACGAGCUCCCCUUCGAGUUCCGCGCCCUCGAGCUCGCCCUCGAGGCCGCCUGCUCCUUCCUCGACGCCCAGGCAGCAGAAUUGGAAAUUGAAGCAUAUCCCUUACUGGACGAGCUAACAUCGAAAAUUAGUACUCUAAAUCUGGAACGCGUUCGGCGGCUAAAAAGUAGACUAGUCGCUCUGACCAGAAGAGUUCAGAAGGUCAGGGAUGAAAUAGAACAACUAAUGGAUGAUGAUGGAGAUAUGGCUGAGAUGUAUCUUACCGAGAAAAAGAUGAGGAUGGAAUCAUCAUCUGUGUUUGGUGAUCAGUCAUUGGCAACCUUCAACGCGGCAGCCGCUGGGACUUCAGUUUCAGCUCCUGUGUCUCCAGUCUCUUCACCCACAGAAUCACGGAAGUUGGAGAAAACCUACAGCUUGUGUAGAAGUAGACAUGAUAGUGUAAAGAGCUCAGAUAACUCAGUGACUGAACAUAUUGAGGAGCUUGAAAUGUUACUGGAAGCAUAUUUUGUAGUCAUCGACAGCACUCUUAACAAGCUGACCUCGCUGAAGGAGUAUAUUGAUGACACCGAAGAUUUUAUCAACAUUCAGCUGGACAACGUCCGGAAUCAGCUGAUCCAGUUUGAGCUUCUGCUAACAACUGCAACAUUUGUCGUCGCCAUUUUCGGAGUGGUCGCGGGGGUAUUCGGGAUGAACUUCGAGACCGACGUUUUCAGCAUCCAGAAUGCAUUCCAGUGGGUGCUGAUCAUUACUGGAGUGGUUGGCGCUUUCAUCUUCUGCUUCUUCGUCUGGUUCUUCAAGUACAAGAGACUGAUGCCCCUGUAGAUAUAAGCUCCCCCAUUAUGCGGACUCAACCUUCUAUUCUGUGUCAAGGUACUUGAUCAAAAAGCUCUGAAUCCAUGUAAAUCAACAUUCUUUCAGAGGCUUGCCGUGUACCUAUUACAAAUUCAAAUGAAACAUAUUUCUUUUCCCUUA